AUGCCCCGACAACCAAAGCUCCGUCCCAAGACGAAUAUCCCCGGUCUACCAGAGAAUCUCUAUGAUCUCACCGCGGUAGCACAGUUCUCUGAACUUGAAUGCCAACAGGAAAUGGAGGAAAAACCACAACGCGUGUUCCGGGUCAAGCGCAAGCAUGUCCUUAAGGCUUGUGACCGGUGCAGGAUCAAGAAGACCAAGUGCGAUGGAAAGCAACCCUGCAACCGCUGCGCCGCGUAUAACCACCCGUGUCUGUUUCGGGAGAGAAAGGCUACCCAGACGAGGGUGUACUCAAAGGGCUACGUCGAACUACUUGAAUCCAACCUAUCCAUGGCUGUCAAAGGUCUCCAAGGCCUCCACAGAAUCUGCUCCGACAAUCACUGCUUCCCCGGCGACCCCCUACAAAUGACCGCCGACGGCCACCCCCUAACCCACGACAUCCUCGACCGAAUGGGCAUCAUAAGACAAGCCGAAGAGAGUCCCGAAGACCCGAACGAAGAGUCCGAGGACCUGCAGUAUCUACGGUACCUCUCGAGCAACUCGACCGAUAGCGCGACGACCGAUCCGUCUCCGGAGCCUGCUACGCCCUCUCAGCCGACUUCGAGUAUCUGCAGCCCUGCCGAGUCUCUGCACAAGCCGUUUAAGUGGGAGGCUGACAUGCUUCCAACUCAGGCGGAGCCACAGCAGCAGCAGCAGCAGCAGCAGCAGCAGAACUACCAGUAUUCCGGCUACUCGGGUACAGGUUACCAUACUCCCCAACAACGUCAGCAAGGCCUGAUAAUGCCCCGACUCUCCCUCGACACAACCGUCAGUCUGGGCAACGACAUCCCCUCAUGCACAAGCACCUGCACGAGUGCCACCCUCCCCUCCGCGGCAACCAGUCACCACGAUACCCCGCUCACGUCUCCGUACAUGUACUACGCGGAGGACCCAAGCACCCGCAUCCAUCCCCCGAUGAUGCUUCCCACGGGCCUGGACACGAACUCUCAUACUCAGCCUCAGCCUCACGCUCAGACGGCGACAGCUGGUCUGCCCCUUGACAUUCUGAAUGCGUAUCAGCAGCAUCUUUCUACUUUGCAGGAGCAGCAGCAGCAGCAGCAACAGCAGCCGAUGUAUGCCGCUCUUGCGACGGGCUGGACGUUUUCGUUGGAUAGAUAG
Messenger RNA from Aspergillus glaucus CBS 516.65, 1155 nucleotides. Its product is annotated as Zn(II)2Cys6 transcription factor domain-containing protein. Lineage: Eukaryota; Fungi; Ascomycota; Eurotiomycetes; Eurotiales; Aspergillaceae. Gene Ontology annotation, molecular function: zinc ion binding; DNA-binding transcription factor activity, RNA polymerase II-specific. Bases 1 to 1155 code for a protein of 384 amino acids. The record is from RefSeq and is a predicted model, not a curated record. The transcript is spliced from 3 exons. Gene Ontology annotation, biological process: regulation of DNA-templated transcription.